Limulus polyphemus (Atlantic horseshoe crab) is the source of this 6357-nucleotide messenger RNA. RefSeq names its product mitogen-activated protein kinase kinase kinase 13-like. The record is from RefSeq and is a predicted model, not a curated record. Lineage: Eukaryota; Metazoa; Arthropoda; Merostomata; Xiphosura; Limulidae. Gene Ontology annotation, biological process: protein phosphorylation; JNK cascade. The transcript is spliced from 15 exons. The coding region runs from base 274 to 3111 and encodes 945 amino acids. Gene Ontology annotation, molecular function: JUN kinase kinase kinase activity; ATP binding.
UCCCGCAGUCAGCUGGGGUAUAGCAACCAUAUUGACGUACUUGAAGAUCAGCUUGUAAUGUACCGUUGGGAUGAGGUAGCCUUAUCGAAAUGACAGUUGCUGAAUUUCCUAUUUAUACUCUCUUCCUACGUUGACUGGGUUAUUUCGCAUUAUUUACCUUUAAUUUCAUAUUUGAAACUACAGUGUAAGUUUUGACACUAGUCGGACCCAACUUGUCUUCGGAUAAAACUAGGUCAACCUAGAAAUGUAGCUGAAACUUUUAUACUUGUACUAAUGAAAACUCCAACUGGUUCAUGCACCAUGGCGGGUUCAACAAAGGUUAACAGUCCUGACCAGCCAGAAAACAUGGGCGAUACACAGUUUUCUUUAGAAGCAGUACCUGUUAUGUUGAACAGUACUGAUAAAGAAGAUUUUGGAACAAGCACUGACAAAGAAGACUGCUUUGAUAAAGGAAUGUUAUGCAUUGAAGAGGAACUCAACCAGUUAGGUGUGGAGCUACAAAUUCCUAAGUCUCCCACAAUUUCAUUACCAAAAACAGAACUGAUCCCCACUCAAGUGGCAAAAUCUACAAAUGAAAACAUUGUACAAAACUGUGUUCCAGAAGUGAAAGAAAUGGAAGUUGAUUACCAUAAUGAGGGACCUCGAUUAGCAAGCUGGCUGCAGGGGCUAUUGACAUGUCUUAGGCCUAUGUGGAAUAUCAUAGGCAAGUCUGUUAACAAUGAAAACAAAGAUGACUGGGAAAUUCCAUUUGAAAAUAUCAGAGAUCUCCAGUGGCUAGGAAGUGGAGCGCAGGGGGCUGUGUUUUUAGGGCGUUUAGAUAAUGAAUUAGUAGCAGUGAAAAAAGUGCGGGAAAAGUCUGAAACAGACAUUAAACACCUGAGAAGGCUGAACCAUCCAAAUAUAGUUGCUUUCAAGGGUGUAUGUACACAGGCUCCAUGCUACUGCAUUAUAAUGGAAUUCUGCUCUUAUGGCCAACUCUAUGAUGUUCUUCAGGCAGGACAUGAUAUUCCACCAACAAAAGUUGUGGAUUGGACAAAACAAAUUGCUGCGGGAAUGAACUAUCUACAUUCUCACAAGAUUAUCCACAGAGAUCUCAAAUCUCCUAAUGUUCUGAUUGCAAGCAAUGAAAUUCUGAAAAUUUCUGAUUUUGGAACUUCUCGUCAGUGGAAUGAUAUUAGUGCUAGAAUGUCAUUUGCUGGGACAGUGGCCUGGAUGGCUCCUGAAGUGAUCCGUAAUGAACCUUGUUCUGAAAAAGUUGACAUAUGGUCCUUUGGAGUUGUCAUGUGGGAACUUUUGACGUGUGAGACACCAUAUAAAGAAGUAGAUUCUUCAGCAGUUAUCUGGGGUGUUGGAAACAAUAGCCUUCAUUUGCCUCUUCCAUCUACAUGUCCUAAUGGGUUUAAACUUCUUAUGAAACAGUGUUGGAAUGCUAAACCCAGAAAUCGACCAUCAUUUCGUAAUAUUCUGAUGCACUUAGAUAUAGCUGCAGUAGAAAUUCUUAGUACACCUACAGAAAAGUACUUCAAAACUCAAGCAACUUGGAAAGAGGAAAUCCACAACUACAUGAACCAGAUAAAGAAUGAAGGGAGUCGUGUGGCUAAAGUCGAGGAGGACUUGCUAAGAAGAAGAAGGGAAGAAUUAAGACAUGCUCAAGAUAUUAGAGAACAUUAUGAGCGUAAACUUGAACGUGCAAACAACCUCUACAUGGAACUAAUGGCAUGUAUGCUUCAGUUUGAACAGCGAGAGAGAGAUUUGAUCAAGAGAGAACAAAGUGUACUUGAGACAAUGGGUUGUAAACCACCAAAGAAGAGAAUUGUGAGGCCACUAUUGAAAGCACAUGAAAGAUUAAACAAAAAACGUACUUAUAAAUCACAGUCAGAGCUUACCAGCCCUGAAAGCCCCCAAAAAAUUGGAGCCAUAGCUGCAGAUCCACCAACACCCAUCUCUCAAGGUUCUGCCAAAAUGCGAUUGCGUCGAAUGAGACAUAGACGCACAGGAAGUUGUGGCAGCUCUGGAACUUACAACCAUCUAGGAGUUUCAGAAAGUAAUCAUUCAUCACCAAGACCUAGUCCUCGAAGGCACUUGCGUAGCUUUGUAGACAGUGCAACUCAGACUGAAGCUUUUGAUAUGUUAGAUAAUUCUACAUCUACUGUAACUUGUGACUCUUGCUGGCAGGAGGAUCCAUUAUUAGGAAGGUUUGCAGGUACAUUAACACCUAGUAACCAUGUAGCAAAAAGAAAUGAAUAUAGUUUGUCAUGUCCAACUUGUCAGGUGACAUAUGAGGGUUCAAAAUGUCCUUUUUGUUUGAAUAUAUGUGUAAACAGUAACUAUAUUUUGGGUCAUCAACAGGACAAUAUUCAGAUAGCGGAAAAACAGAUUUCUGAUCAAUGUAGGACAUCAAUACUUUCUGAUGAUACUAACAUGAACAAGAAAACUGAAGUGUCAGUACCAGAUCACAACAAAGAAUAUGUUGGUGGUAUAUCAGAUGUUGAUAGUUCUGGAAAACUUUGUCCAACAUUGUAUAAUAAUUGUAGCCAAAAAUCCAGAAAAUUAAGAAAAAGGACAGAUACAGAGAGUGGUCAAUCACCCACUGAUGUUUCUCCUGUUGGUAUCAGCAGUCAGCAAGCAUGUGGAAGCCAAACACCUGGUAGUUCUCAGCAGACCAUAGAGGAGUCUAGUUCUGAGGAGGAAGGGGAAGUAGAUGAUAGUGAUGAGAAUCUUAGACCUCAUAGGAAACUUUACCAGGGGGAGAGUGGGCAGUCCAUCUCCACCCACAGCUCUGAGGGGAAUUUAUCAGAAGAAGAAAACACUAGUGAAUACUCCAGUAGUCACAAUACACCCAAUGAAUUUCUUUCUAGUCAUUCUAACCCAGACAUUCCACAUCAGGUGGAGGCAGCAGAUGAAGCUCAGCCAUCGGGUAUUCAUAAUUUUGCACAAGAAGAAAGUUCAUCCAAUUCUUCUUCUGAAAAUGAUCACGAGAUCCUACCAGAUAUAUUCGAUUCUGUGGUCCUCUCUCAGAGGUCCUCCUCAACAUCUGAAAGUGACAGUGUUUCUGAUAUCACUAUAGCUACUAUGUAUCCUGUAACACAAGGCAAAUCAGACAUGUGGUAACACCACCUGUAUCCAGCCUUUGAAUUCAAGAACAAUUGCUACUCAUGUUCAUAGUUUCCAUGUUAAGAUAAAGAAAUAUUGAAUCUUAAUUAUUUAGUCUCGUACAUCAAUGGACAACAUAUAACCAGGAACUCUUUCAUAUUAAUAGUUUAUAAAGAUAACAUUGUUAAAAUGUUGUAAAGUUGACCAUCCAAAGUUGAGGACUUUCCAUUACAGAAGUAACUUUCCAUUCAUUAUCAUUAAACAGUUUAUGUUAUUUAUUGUAUGUUUUUUGAACACAAAAACACCUUUGUUGUUUGUUAUGCACAAGAUUGAACAAUAAUGUGUAGUUACUUCUAUAUCAUUUGAUAUCUCUGUAAUUGUAUCUGAACUUAGAAUAUAAUUGAAUAAUUCCUUUCACAAGAAUGUGUAGAAUCAAUAUAUUUUGCUCUAGAAAAUCCAGCAUAUUAAAUAUAGAAAUUCAACUCUGUUAAUGCUCACUGCCUUUCCUUUUGUUACACAAGAAGUAGCCUUGUGUAGUUUGUAUAUGUACAUGUAUGUAAAGCAAAUAACCAUAUAUAUAAAUGUAGAUAUACUAAAGAAUUCAAGUGUUUGUAUUAUUUUGUAUUCUUAGGCUGAGAUUAUACCUUUAUUGAUGGAACUAUAUAACAUUUUUCCACAAAGAUGCUCUGCUUUUACUUACCAAAGCAGGAUUAUUAUUGUAAGUGUAGUAUCUGCUGUUCAGGAUUAAAUGUCCAUCUUAAAAGUAACAGGUAGGGUGGAUAGGAGAUGAUGUAAUGCCACUCUCACUUAACAUCUUCUUUUUGAAGGUUUGUAUUAACCAUACUGCAGUUAUAGUGAUAUAGUCAUUAGACAAGUUGAUAAAUUCUCCAUUUACAUACAAUUGUCUUUGGUUUUUAGUCUAAUUCUUGUGUUAACUUUAAAAUAAGAACUUGAGCCAAUUUUUAUUUAAAGCAGAUCUUGCAUUUUUAACAAUGUAAAUAAUCCACUGGUUAUGAAGGUUGGAUUAACAAUCAAGAUAAUAGUAUAGUUAAAUUGAACAGAGCAUUAAAUGUUUAGAAGAAUCAUUGAAUUAAAACACUAAUAACUCUUUACCCUGCUACACCACUCAGUAGAACAGAGACAGAGAAUUUACAAAAAUAACAUUUUUACCUUGAUACAGUAGUCAGAGGAACAAAGUCAUAGAGCUCAAUCACUAGAGCAGAGACGUAGAGUUCAAAACAGAAUAACUUUUACACCGUUACACUAGUCAGCAGAGGAAAGACAUAGAGUUUAAAAUGAAAUAACUUUUUACCCUGCUACAAUAGUUGGAAGAGCAGAGGCAGAGAGUUUCAAACAGAAUGACUUUUAACCCUGCUACAAUAGUUGGAAGAGCAGAGGCAGAGAGUUUCAAACAGAAUGACUUUUAACCCUGCUACAGUAGUUUGAAGAGCAGAGGCAGAGAGUUUCAAACAGAAUUACUUUUUACCCUGCUACAGUAGUUUGAAGAGCAGAGGCAGAGAGUUUCAAACAGAAUUACUUUUUACCCUGCUACAAUAGUUGGAAGAGCAGAGGCAGAGAGUUUCAAACAGAAUUACUUUUAACCCUGCUACAGUAGUUUAAAGAGCAGAGGCAGAGAGUUUCAAACAGAAUUACUUUUUACCCUGCUACAAUAGUUGGAAGAGCAGAGGCAGAGGGUUUCAAACAGAAUUACUUUUAACCCUGCUACAGUAGUUUGAAGAGCAAAAAUAGAAUAAAUGUUUCACCUUGAUAUAGGAAUUGGAAGAGCAGAGCCAUAAAGUUCAAAAGAGAAUGCCUUUUCACCCUUCUAUAAUGGUUGGUAAAGCAGAAACAUGAUAUUCAAAACAGAAUUACAUUUUAACUUCUUAGAAUUUGCUCGUGACUGGUAGUUAUUUCCUUCCUUAGGGCCAUUGAGUUUGGUAAACUCUUUUACUGCCCAUUUAUAGGUAAACAACUCUCCCAGUGUAACGUUUAUAUUUAGAUAUACAAUAGAAAACGAAAACACAUUUUAGUAUUUCAUUAUUUAUCUGAAACUGGUAAACUUUGUGACGUUUUAAUAGGAAUAUCUUUUUUCAUGGUUGUACAAAGAUCCAAACUACCAUGGCAAUGUUCUAGAGGAGAACAUAUAUUAUCCCAUGGUAGUGAAAGAGUUAAGUGGUUAGGAAAAUUGUGAGGAUUAUCUGAAUUGAGUUGGUGGUUAGAGAAUCUCGGAUGAUCAUUUGAGUAGGGUUAAUUAGGUAUAAAACUUGUGAGGGCCAUCUGAGCUGGGUUAAUUAGGAUGGAACCGUUAAUGGCCAUCUGAUAUAUAUAUACUAGUUUGACAGAAAACUUUUGAGGACCAUCUGAGCUGGGUUUAUUAGGGAUUUAUUCUGUGACUGACUUGCUACAUAAUGUAUGAAUAAGCUUUGGCAUAAGAGUGAGAUACUUGAAUUGUUCAGAUAGUAAGAACAUUGUUCUUUCUGUAAAGUAUUUGUUGAGUAGGUUAAGAACCUAAAUUCAAGUCUCAUGGUAAAAGAUGUUAUUUUACCUUGGUGAUUUGUUAUAACUUCUGUGAUAGUGGAACAGCAAAACUUUAUGGUAAUAAUGUUCAAGUAGAUACUGUGAUUUCUCAUAACUGAACUCCAAUUUUUACUGUUGACUUUAAGUGCAAAAAAAGAUUUUAAAGCUGCUUUUACCGAUAAUUGUAUGCUUGUAAAUACCUAUAUAUAUAUAUAUACAUUCAAACAUACCCAUACAAUGUAUCUGCAACAUCUUUCUGUUUGAGAAGGAGUUUAAUGUGUAAAAAAUAGCAUUUUUCAUAGAUGUUUUGAAUCUAAUUACUUACUAGGGUAGAUAAAUCUAAAUCUGUUUCAUGCCUUGUACUACUAGUGAUCAUUUAGUUGAAAUAUGUUCAUUUUGUUAGAUAUUUAAAGUGAAUGCCAGUAAACUAUUGUUACUCUUAUACACUACCAAUAAGGGAUUUUUGUGUAAGUAUCAAAUCCUGUUGUGAAGGGGGACUGAAAGAAGAAUUGCUCUAUUUUUUCUUAACUCAGCUUCAGGUUAUCGUUUGUAGUUUGUUUUCCCAUGUUUUGAAUUUGAUUUACAAUUUAAAGAAAGUCAGUCAUGUUAACAACCUCAUAUGAAUUUCAGAUAAAGUUUAUUAAAAAAAAGGAUACAUGCAGUUGAAACUAGUAUGUAAAACAAAGUGUAGAUUGAAAGAAAAUAUGUUGUGAAAAAUAGACAAUAAAAGCAUUUUUUGCAGUUAAA